ACAUGGGGAUUAAUCCCACUAUGCAAAAAUAGGCAAAGGACUCUGAUUUUCCAUUCUUGAUUUGGACGUGUCUCCUCGGACAUGUAUUGAUGUGUUUUCGGGUUAAACCAUAACAGAAAACAUUUUCCGUUUUGCAUGUCCCUCCCUGUCUGCCAUUCUCGGAAGAUUGUCUACGCCGCAGCCGGCAUCCCCAUCCAAGACAGACGCCGUACAAAUCACCAUCAAACCCAUACCAUAAACCAUCAAAAAAUCAAACUUUUUUGUUUACAGGGUGUUUAAUAGGUGUGGAUUCUACAAGCAGAGAACAAUCAUGCUCAUUGAAACCCAGAUUCUUGAAGUUGUCAAUUUGAGGGUGUUAUAAUGAUAGCAAAAGAAAGUGAGUUGCUAGAGGGCUGGCAACUACCGCCUCGUCAGGUGUCACAGCGAACCUCUGAGGCGCUACAGAAUGUCUCGGGUAGUUUCGGUCUUCCACCAGCACGGGCAGCGCAUAGAAGAAGCCAGAGUGAAGUAGUGCCAUCUUCAAUUGAUAGGAGUGGCAAUAAUAAUGUUCCGAAAUGGAAGACACAUAUGCAAAGAGCUUUGCGUUGGGGGAAUAAUUUUCAGGGAGAAGGCCCGUUUUCUUCUUUCAAUCCUGAGGUUCUGGCCAAUCAAAAGCGGCAAUGGUAUCAGCUUCAUUCAAAAACGGUGGACGGUAAGAAAUACAAGGAGCCCACCUCACUUUUUGAACACUUCAUUAUAGUGGGUCUUCAUCCAGAGGCUAAUCUUAAGGCUGCUGAGGAUGCAUUUGCUAGGAAGAAGAAAUGGGAGCAAGAGUUGGAAAGGUCUGAUAUAGUAGAUAUCAGAAUGCUACCACACCGGGGCCCUCCACUUCCAUCUCUAGAACCUCAGAUACUUUUUAAAUAUCCUCCUGGAAAGAAACUGACUAUGCAUUCAAACGAUUUGGCUGCUUUCUGCUUUCCUGGAGGUGUUAAGGCACAUGUAUUAGAGAAGACUCCGUCAUUGAGUGAAUUGAAUCAACUGAUCUAUGGGCAGGAGCAUUUAAGCAGAGAUGACUUUUCCUUUUUAUUUUCUUUCAAGGUGGGGGACAGUGCUACCCUUUAUGGUGUUUGUUUACAAGUACGAGAAAUUGUUCAAAAACCGCCUGCUAUCUAUGUAAACUCGUCGGCUCCUUGCCAGUCACCUUUAGGUAGCAGUCGGUUUUUGGUUUCUGCACCUCGCUGUUACUGUGUUUUAACGAGAGUUCCUUUCUUUGAAUUACAUUACGAGAUGUUGAACAGUCUCAUUGCACAGGACCGUCUAGAUAGGAUAACCAAUUUGAUCUCCGAAAUUAGUCUUUCUGACUAUGUCCCUUCCCCACCUCCAGCCAAACUGAAUCAUCAAUCAAAUGGAAAUCAUUCUUCGACCUAUAGGGAUCGUGAUACAGAUUGGAUGGAAUCCGCCAUCCCCGUUGACAGUGCAAUUGCUCUAACUGCGGCCGCUGCUGGGAUAAUAUGUGAUGACGAGGUGACAUUAUCUUCUUCGAGGUGGGAAGUUUUGUCUCCUGCAAGCAUGAGUGCUAGUGAGGCAUCGGAUCAUUGUUCACUGAAAGAAUUGGGCAAGAAUGGUGAAAUGAAGUUUGGCUCCUUUGAUGAUUGUGCAUCUGAGGGCUCAGAAAGCCGCCCCGAUUUUGCUGAAAGGAACAAUGAUGGUGGCCAAACCUCAGAAGUUGGAUCAUCAAAUUUUGGCUCUAGACACCGUAAAUUUAGCAGUUCUGAUUCCGUAUUCAGUACAUCGAGGACUCUGUUAUCAGAGGAUGAAGAUGAAAUCUGCGAGAGCAAUGAGAGAGAUGCUGCAGAUGCAAUAAUGGAAUGGGCUCGGGAGAAUAAGAACGAGUUGCUGCAGAUACUUUGCAGUUAUAAUUCCUUGUCUCUUCCAUCACGGGGAAGUAAGAUUGUUUUUCAUCCACUCGAGCAUCUACCGGCAAUCGAGUAUAAGAGAUGUUCAGUUUCUGAACUUGGAUUUAGCUAUAAACAUUUAGCUGUUGAAUUGCAGGAUUUAGAAGUAAUUGCUAAGGCCAAUUUCGAUUUAUCUGCUGCUGAGGAAGCCGUUGCACUAUCAGUAUGGACAACUGCUACAAUUUGUCGAGCUCUUUCCCUUGAAACUAUUUUGGCCUUGGUUACGGGUGUGCUACUGGAAAAACAAGUGGUUGUCAUAUGCCCAAAUUUGGGAAUUCUUUCGGCUCUUGUGUUAUCUUUAAUUCCAAUUAUUCGUCCCUUUCAGUGGCAGAGUUUAUUUCUUCCCAUUUUGCCACGGAAGAUGCUUGAUUUGCUUGAUGCCCCUGUUCCUUUCAUUGUUGGGUUGCAACAGAAACCAGCUGACUUGAAGACAAAAAUCUCGAACCUUAUUUAUGUCAAUGUCGCAAAAGACCAGGCAAAACCGUGUCACUUGCCAUUACUUCCUCGGUUUAAGGAGCUCGUAUCGGAACUGCAUCCAAUCCACGUUAGAUUGGCACGUGAGGAUCUCAUUGCUCAAAGGCAUCCAGUAUAUAGAUGCAACGAAGUACAGACCGAGGCUGCUGCUCAAUUCUUGAACAUUAUGGGGCAUUACUUGGAAUCCCUGUGUUCUGAUUUGAGGUCUCACGCCAUCACUAGCGUGCAAUCAAACAACGACAGGGUUUCUAUAUUGAUGAAGGAUAGCUUUAUUUCUUCUUUUCCUACUCGUGAUCGAACAUUUGUUAAGUCAUUCAUCGAUACACAACUGUUCAGCGUGUUGUCAGAUGCGCGCCUCUCGAGCUAUGAGGAUUGAAUAGAUCUAAGCUAAACGCGAGGGAUCGGCUUCUUAUGCAGCCCCGAGUUUCUCCCUGUUAUAGAUGAGCAUUUCCCAGAUCACACAUUUCUUACUGUCCGGUCACCAUUCCCACUUUUUUUUUUUUUUGUAGGAUUGAUGAAUUGUAUGUAUAGGUUUAGGAUUUCAAAUAUACUCUCUAUUUACUAAAAAAAAAAAACAGUGCCAUGAUGCUUAAAC
Messenger RNA from Ipomoea nil (Japanese morning glory), 3003 nucleotides. RefSeq lists its product as uncharacterized. The transcript has 20 exons. The record is from RefSeq and is a predicted model, not a curated record. Lineage: Eukaryota; Viridiplantae; Streptophyta; Magnoliopsida; Solanales; Convolvulaceae. Bases 361 to 2784 code for a protein of 807 amino acids.